AUGGCUAACAAUCAUACUACUACUACUACUACUACUACUACUACUACUACUACUACUACUACUACUACUACUACUACUACUACUACUACUACUACUACUACUACUACUACUACUACUACUACUACUACUACUACUACUACUACUACUACUACUACUACUACUACUACUACUACUACUACUACUACUACUACUACUACUACUACUACUACUACUACUACUACUACUACUACUACUACUACUACUACUACUACUACUACUACUACUACUACUACUACUACUACUACUACUACUACUACUACUACUACUACUACUACUACUACUACUACUACUACUACUACUACUACUACUACUACUACUACUACUACUACUACUACUACUACUACUACUACUACUACUACUACUACUACUACUACUACUACUACUACUACUACUACUACUACUACUACUACUACUACUACUACUACUACUACUACUACUACUACUACUACUACUACUACUACUACUACUACUACUACUACUACUACUACUACUACUACUACUACUACUACUACUACUACUACUACUACUACUACUACUACUACUACUACUACUACUACUACUACUACUACUACUACUACUACUACUACUACUACUACUACUACUACUACUACUACUACUACUACUACUACUACUACUACUACUACUACUACUACUACUACUACUACUACUACUACUACUACUACUACUACUACUACUACUACUACUACUACUACUACUACUACUACUACUACUACUACUACUACUACUACUACUACUACUACUACUACUACUACUACUACUACUACUACUACUACUACUACUACUACUACUACUACUACUACUACUACUACUACUACUACUACUACUACUACUACUACUACUACUACUACUACUACUACUACUACUACUACUACUACUACUACUACUACUACUACUACUACUACUACUACUACUACUACUACUACUACUACUACUACUACUACUACUACUACUACUACUACUACUACUACUACUACUACUACUACUACUACUACUACUACUACUACUACUACUACUACUACUACUACUACUACUACUACUACUACUACUACUACUACUACUACUACUACUACUACUACUACUACUACUACUACUACUACUACUACUACUACUACUACUACUACUACUACUACUACUACUACUACUACUACUACUACUACUACUACUACUACUACUACUACUACUACUACUACUACUACUACUACUACUACUACUACUACUACUACUACUACUACUACUACUACUACUACUACUACUACUACUACUACUACUACUACUACUACUACUACUACUACUACUACUACUACUACUACUACUACUACUACUACUACUACUACUACUACUACUACUACUACUACUACUACUACUACUACUACUACUACUACUACUACUACUACUACUACUACUACUACUACUACUACUACUACUACUACUACUACUACUACUACUACUACUACUACUACUACUACUACUACUACUACUACUACUACUACUACUACUACUACUACUACUACUACUACUACUACUACUACUACUACUACUACUACUACUACUACUACUACUACUACUACUACUACUACUACUACUACUACUACUACUACUACUACUACUACUACUACUACUACUACUACUACUACUACUACUACUACUACUACUACUACUACUACUACUACUACUACUACUACUACUACUACUACUACUACUACUACUACUACUACUACUACUACUACUACUACUACUACUACUACUACUACUACUACUACUACUACUACUACUACUACUACUACUACUACUACUACUACUACUACUACUACUACUACUACUACUACUACUACUACUACUACUACUACUACUACUACUACUACUACUACUACUACUACUACUAAUAAUAAUAAUAAUAAUAAUAAUAAUAAUAAUAAUAAUAAUAAUAAUAAUCAUGCAAUCCAUCAUAAUAGUUUAUCAAAGAAACUUGUUUUUUCCUAUGAUUGA
This is a messenger RNA of Schistosoma bovis, 2046 nucleotides long. NCBI's taxonomy places the organism in Eukaryota, Metazoa, Platyhelminthes, Trematoda, Strigeidida, Schistosomatidae. The record is from the annotation of a GenBank genome assembly.